Molecule: messenger RNA, 429 nt
Organism: Emiliania huxleyi CCMP1516
Lineage: Eukaryota; Haptophyta; Isochrysidales; Noelaerhabdaceae
Exons: 4
Coding region: 1-429 (142 amino acids)
Molecular function (GO): phosphatidylinositol binding
Source: RefSeq, a predicted model, not a curated record
AUGACCAAAAUCAUCCCGUUUUUGCCCUUACUUCCAUACACGGUGUACGUGCUCACAGUGAAGAAGGGCUCCGCGUCGUGGGUCGUGUUUCGGCGGUACCGCGAGUGGGAGGACCUCCGCACGACGCUCCUGCAGCAGCUCGGAUCCGCGCCGCCCAUGCCGCCCAAGGCUCUGUUUGGGCGCAUGCGGCCAGAGGUUAUCGAGGCGAACCCUUCCGCCGCCGGCUCCGCACUGGGCCCGCGGCGCGCCCUCACGCGCGACUUUCUGGAGAAGAACACGCCCCCGCCCGGGCUCGAGGCUGCGCUCGUCGACGCGGCGCACGACCCGGGCGCCACGCCCGCCUCGGCCGACGCAGGCGGAGGGCCGCAGCGGCAGCGGCUCAAGGAGCUCGUCGAAGCCACAGAGGUGCUCGUGCCCAUCGCAUCGUAA